GAGCAUCUCCUGCAUCCAGCAGGCUGCAGUGAACGCGCUGAUUGGCCGACCCCGUGUGUAGCGUCAGCUCUGGAGAGGGGGAGCUUGGAGGACACACCGCUGAGCUGGGAGGGAAUACAUUCGCUGGGAGUUUGCCUUGUAAAAACCGAGCUACCGUCACCAGCUAUCCACUAGAAGCAGGCUCCUUGAGCAGAAUAAUUUAGCAUUAAGGGGACUUCCUUCAACCACCUAGCUCUUUUCAGAUUGGUAUUCUCCUUCUAUUCUCUUUGGAUCUUCGCAGCCUCUGUCAACCUGCAGCUAUGAAUUAUUUGCGCCGGCGUCUCUCAGACAGCACUUUCAUCUCCAACCUGCCCAAUGGCUACAUGUCGGACCUCCAGAGGCCUGACCCCGCAACCCCUCAGCCCACCACCCCAACCACCCCCGCCGCCCCGGCUAAGUCCCCCACGGCCGGGACCGCGCCUCCCGCCACGUCCCCUGCUCCGGAGAGGAAACCACCGUCGUCCCAGUCCACCGGGUCGGGCUUCUUCAGCUCCAUCACCAACGUGGUGAAGCAGACCGCUGCCUCAGCGGGGCUGGUGGAGCAGAGCCAAGUCACGACGUCCAAGAAGUUCAAGAUCCUCCUGGUGAUCGACGAGCCCCAGCAGGAGUGGGCAAAAUUAUUCCGGGGCAAGAAAGUGCUUGGAGACUAUGACAUCAGAGUGGAGCAGGCUGAAUUCAAUGAGAUCAACAUCUUGGCUCACGCCAAUGGAACCUGCAAUGUUGACAUGCAGGUGUACAGGAAUGGCACCAAGGUUGUCAGGUCCUUCAGGCCCGACUUUGUCCUCAUCCGCCAGCACGCCUUCAGCAUGACCCAGAACGAGGACUUCCGCAACCUGGUGAUCGGCCUGCAGUACGGCGGCGUCCCGUCCAUCAACUCGCUGGAUUCCAUCUACAAUCUGUGCGACAAGCCCUGGGCGUUUGCCCAGCUGAUCACCACCUACAGGAGGCUUGGUGCUGAAAAGUUUCCUCUGAUCGAGCAGACCUUUUACCCCAACUACAAAGAGAUGGUAACCAUGCCAGCGUUCCCCGUGGUGGUGAAGAUUGGACACGCCCACUCGGGCAUUGGGAAGGUGAAGGUGGAGAACCACAGUAAGUUCCAGGACAUAGCCAGCGUCGUGGCUCUGACCCAGACCUACACCACCACCGAGCCCCUCGUGGACGCCAAGUACGACAUCAGGAUCCAGAAGAUCGGCAGCGACUACAAGGCUUACAUGAGAACUUCUAUAUCUGGUAACUGGAAGAGCAAUACAGGCUCCGCCAUGCUGGAGCAGGUGGCCAUGACUGACAGGUACAAGCAGUGGGUGGACACCUGCUCAGAGGUCUUCGGGGGUCUGGAGAUCUGUGCCGUCAAAGCCAUCCACGGCAAGGAUGGAAAGGACUACAUCACAGAGGUUGUGGGCUCCUCCAUGCCCCUGGUAGGGGAGCACCAGGCGGAGGAUCGGCAGCUCAUUGCCGACAUGGUGCUGGCCAAGAUGGAGCAGGAAGCACAGAAUGCAGCUAACGCCUCCCAGAGACCAACCACCACACAGCCAUCACAGGGCGGCGGGCAGAAGGGCGAGCUGGUGGCCGACCCCACGAAGAACGGCGCGGCGCCGCCCCCUCAGGGCUGCCUGCAGUACAUCCUGGACUGUAACGGCGUGGCGGUGGGGCCCAAGCCCGUCCAGGCCAACUGACCUGUUGAAGAAGGAGCAGCAUCAGUGGGGUAGAGCCCAGAGAUCUAGAUAACCAGUGGCGUACAUUAUGGGAACACGAGAUGCAUAGGCAUGUAAAGGGGGGGUUUUUGGGAGCUAGAGCCAAAAUGUUGGCGCUUGUUAUUCCCGGACCAGCGCUGGGUUGGCCUGGAUUUGGCGGUGUUUUCCUUGUUUUGUUUUUCUUCCUCUAUGCAGUGUCCAAAUGUACUGUCUUCUUGUUGAUUCGCGUGGAUUCGUGUGCUUGUAAUGGUCGCUCGCUCUGUUGCCCUGUUAGCUGUAGUCUUUCCUUUGAAGCUGUCGUUGAUGAUGUAAUAAGCAGAUUGUGCCUACACUCCCCAAGUCCAGUGCUGCCCCGUGCCACCGGUUUGACACAGAUAUUGCCCCCACACACACACACACACACACACACACACACACACACAAACACACACUCUAAACACAGCCCCAACACCUACUCCCUUUUCUUUUUUUAACUCCCUAGCUUAUUCUUUUGCCCACACAAGACACAUCCCACCCCCUGCCGUUUCGCUGUGUACCUUUUCGAUAUUGUUCAAACUGUGGUUUGUCGUGCAGUUGGACGUGUGUAUAACUUGGUAUCUACAUGUGGGUGUGUGUGUGCGUGUGUGUGUGUGUGUGGGUGUGGGUGUGUAUGUAUGUGUGUGAAUAUUAUUUAUUUUUCAUACAUGUACUAAAUGGACUUUGUGUUGGUUUUGCAUGAUUGAUUCAAAAGCAGGUGAAAGUCUUUGAAAUAUCUAUAUAACAACCGCAUUGUUGACCGCCAGUAACACAGCAACUAUCUACAAUCUAUGGACCUUGUGAUUCAAGUGAGUAAAUGUGUCAUCAAAUAAUAUUUUUAUUAGUUCUACUAUGUAAUACAUUUACAUGAAAUGUACAUUUCAUCAUCAUGAAUGUUAGACAGCUAGUGCAUAGAACACCUUUCUCUAAAGAUUUAAGUUUGAUAAAUUCACUGACUUUAACUCUGACUAUAAAUAACAUGGCAAGAAUAUAAUUCAGGAAUACUCCUAGUAGGCCUCCAUACAACAAUGGACUGACAGUUCUAUAGACACAUUCCGUUCUAGAUUAUAUCCAGGAAAUUCGAAACAUGCAUUAAUUAAAUCUUUUGUAUUUUUUUGAACCAAAGAACAAAUUUAUCAAAAAAUAAUACUUUAUUCACUCUCUUUGCACUCAGAAGCCAACUGUUUAAAUAUCUAAGAGAGAACUUGUUGGGAGGGCAGUUAGGCAGGGAGACCUUCAGACACAAAUGUGUGGCAAAGGAAUGCUGUUUUCUACUCUAGUAUUAUGGUUGAAUGGAAGAAGAGGUUUAAGGUGAAAACUGGUCAUUAAGUGCUGAAGACCCCCCCUAGGGCCUUUUCUGGACGGUGUUGCCAUGACAACAGUGCAAUCUUUCGUGGUUCUCUCUGCUGAGAUUUUGCAUGGAAUUAAGCUUCUGUUACUGCCAUCGAAAGAUUCAAAGUUUUUGCCUUAUUAUAAUUCACUGUUCAUGAAAUGAAGAGUGCAAUAUUAAUAUAUAUAUGUAUUUUACUUAGUACGCUAUUUAUUUUUAAAAUCAGAUCUUCCUCCAUUAUUUAUUCAUGAAGCUAUAUUAACGAAUAUGUCAUCGACAUAAACCAAAACCCUUGUUUUCAGGUUGUUGUGGACACUGAGGCUAUUUUACAUGGUCAAUGGUCACACAGCCAAGUACGCUGACUGAUAAACUGUCAUUCUUCGACAAUAAUUUCAUUAUUUUUCAAGAUGUAUUAACUGCCAUUGUAUCUGUGAGAAUACCCUUGUAAAAGCCAUGCCUGAGGCUUUAUCGAUGUGUUGUUUUUGUUUUUUUAAGGAAAUACGCCAUUACUAUUUUAAAGGCAGGAAGGCUUUAGACUGUGAGCUUCAGAUCAUAGGAUUUAUAAGAAAUGGUGAUGUGGUUAUUUUAUGUGAAUAUUCGUGGGCAUGUUUAUGUGUCCAGGUGGAGCUUGUAUAUGUUCAUAUGUACAAGAUUGCAACUGUUUGGUCAUAUGGUAGCUUACUAAAUUACUGUACUUUUCAAUCUGGUGAUGGACUGUUUUAAAACCAUAGAACAAUUCAAUAAAUCAUGGGAAAGAUCCAUUAUGGAUCUUGAUGUGGAAUAAACUAAUUUGAUCCUUUGUGUUGUGGUAGUCUCGUGCUAGGCAUGACUCGGAGAGUGGUAAAUGUUCAACAACGUGGUUUAUUCUAACAGAGACACAAGGUAAACGGGCUUGCGUUCUGGAGGUGGUUCAUGAAGCAUCUGACGAACACAGACAAAAAGUUAUAUUGGGAGGGGGCGGAACAGUAAAUAGGCCACGCCUACAUGUUCCCAGGUAAAUCUUUGGACUGUCUUGGCUUAAACGGAAAUGGCAAACUUGCCAUGUUUGUAGUCUUUAACUUAUCAUUAAAACCUUUUAUGGUGUUGUCCAUUAUGUGGUGAAGAAACCGUUCAUAACUGUGGUUAGCUUGAAACAUGUCAUCAGAAAUAGCAUAGACUAAAAUAAUUUACAUCAAUCUUUCCCUUAUGUCAUCGGCAAUAAAGCUUCUUUUGCAAUAUAA
This is a messenger RNA of Gadus macrocephalus (Pacific cod), 4295 nucleotides long. It is a transcript of the gene syn2a, whose product is annotated as synapsin IIa. Gene Ontology annotation, molecular function: ATP binding. The transcript has 11 exons. Gene Ontology annotation, biological process: neurotransmitter secretion. The record is from RefSeq and is a predicted model, not a curated record. Gene Ontology annotation, cellular component: synaptic vesicle membrane; synaptic vesicle. NCBI's taxonomy places the organism in Eukaryota, Metazoa, Chordata, Actinopteri, Gadiformes, Gadidae. The coding region runs from base 300 to 1712 and encodes 470 amino acids.